Chanos chanos (milkfish) is the source of this 1604-nucleotide messenger RNA. RefSeq names its product pseudouridine synthase 10 (gene pus10). The transcript has 18 exons. The coding region runs from base 15 to 1604 and encodes 529 amino acids. Gene Ontology annotation, biological process: tRNA pseudouridine synthesis. Gene Ontology annotation, molecular function: RNA binding; pseudouridine synthase activity. The record is from RefSeq and is a predicted model, not a curated record. Lineage: Eukaryota; Metazoa; Chordata; Actinopteri; Gonorynchiformes; Chanidae.
AUCACAGUACAUCCAUGAUUCCCCUAAAGGAUAAAGACAAGCCAAUUAUACGAAAGUUGUUGGAUGCCGGUUGCUGUGCCCGCUGCAUUCUCCGAUUUUGCUGUGUGGCAGUACAGUCGGCUUAUCGUCUUUCCUACGAGGAUAUCUGUAGAGAGCUCUCCGCUUUCGUCCGUGAUUCUGAAAAAGAGCAGACCCACGAUGUCACAAUUCAGACUCAAAAGGACGACCCUCCGCAGAAGAAACUGAAGCUGGAAAACUCACAGGCGGGAGAACAUGACACCUCAGCAGCUGCCACGGUAACAGCGGAAUGCGGGAGGGACACGGCAGGGGCGAGCGUGUGUGUGGUGUGCUUAGGAGUGCUACAGGACUUCUGCAACCACGGCUUUGCCAAAAAGGUUGCAGAGGCAGUGAAGGCAGAGAACUAUGAGAUUGAAAGUCUGGUUCUCUCCGUCUCUCUUCCAGCCCAGUUAUCUGUCAGAGAGCAUUCCUGCUGGCUACACAUCAAAAAGGAAGUCAGGGAGAAGAGCAUGUGCCUGGGGAAGGAUGAUGUCAUCCAGGUGAAAGAGGCUUUUAAGUGGACCCUACAGACCAUGGUGUCCAAAGAGCUGAGAGUGCCUGUACUGGCUAAUAGCCCGUUUGAGGUUGCUGUUGGUUUCACACAUGCUGAAACAGAUGCGGACUGCCAUUUUCUGGCUACUACGUGUUCAGACUGCUUCAAGCCAACUAAAAACAAACUAUCGGUCUUCACCAGAAUGGCAGUGGUCAAGGCACUGGAGAAAAUCUCUGAUGACAAGUUCUGCAGAAAUUUCCCAUGUCCCCCUACCAAGCCAUCCACUGAGUGUUCUCCUCAGGACAUAACGUGUCUUCACGGCUCCGUCUUUGUGGCGGGGAGGUAUAAUAAAUUCUCACGGGAGCUCCCUCAGACCCCUUGGGUGAUUGAUGGAGAGAGAAGGAUGGAGGGAUCAGUGGAGGAGUUGAUUGCUGCUCCUCUUCUCUCCUCAUUUAGGGCUGAGGGUUUUAAUUUUUCCUCAUCAGGUCGAGAGGAUGUGGAUGUGAGAACACUGGGAAAUGGUCGUCCGUUUGCCAUGGAGCUGCUCAAUCCCCACAGAUCCCAGUUCACCAAAGCAGAGAUCAGACAACUGCAGGAGGCUAUCAAUCAGUCCUCAGACAAAAUCAGAGUGAGAGACCUACAGAUUGUAACCAGAGAAGCGAUGAGUCGUAUGAAGGAGGGCGAGGAGGAGAAGACGAAAUCUUACAGCGCCCUCAUCUGGACACAGAGGUCCAUAGAGAAGAAGGACCUGGAGUUUAUAGAGAAUAUUAAAGAGCUGACGAUCGAUCAGAAGACGCCGCUGCGGGUGCUGCAUCGCCGACCUCUGGCUGUUAGACAGAGAGUCAUACACAGCAUGAGUGCCAGUCUGUUAGACUGCCAUCACUUCACGCUGCGACUGCGCACACAGGCCGGGACCUACAUCAAAGAGUUUGUACACGGAGACUUUGGACGCACUAAACCCAACCUCUGUGACCUCAUGCAAACUGAGACGGACAUUUUGGAGCUGGACGUGGAGUCUGUGGAUGUGGACUGGCCGCCCGCCGUUCCUGAGUGA